Messenger RNA from Daphnia carinata, 1773 nucleotides. RefSeq names its product thyrotropin-releasing hormone receptor-like. Gene Ontology annotation, molecular function: thyrotropin-releasing hormone receptor activity. Gene Ontology annotation, cellular component: membrane. The transcript is spliced from 8 exons. Lineage: Eukaryota; Metazoa; Arthropoda; Branchiopoda; Diplostraca; Daphniidae. Gene Ontology annotation, biological process: G protein-coupled receptor signaling pathway. The coding region runs from base 78 to 1310 and encodes 410 amino acids. The record is from RefSeq and is a predicted model, not a curated record.
UCGUUGCUUAAACCCAGUUUUGUUUAGUUUAGUGUUGGUGCGCUUAUACGGUUCCAAAGUCACAGCGCAGAGCCGACAUGGAUGCUGUCUGUUCUCAAGCCGUCAACGAUACUCUCAACGCCAUCCGAAGCGGAGCGUUGACGGCCAACGGAUCGGACGAUGCGGCUGAUUAUUCUAUGCUGGAGAAGGCGCUAGGGGCGAAUUGCACCGAUUGGUGGCUGUCCAGCAUUAACCGGACGUCGAUGGAUUUCCUAGGCGACAACACUGGCGGCCCGAAUUCAUCGUUUUCGGAUAAAGAAGAGAAUCCGUCGUAUUUUUCAAGAGACUAUCGCCUUGUCGGCACGUUAUUUCAGGGAUUAAUUCUACUCGUAGGCGUCCUCGGAAAUCUACUCGUCGUCAUGGUCGUUUAUCGUACGCGCUCGAUGCAUUCACCUACCAACUGCUACCUGGUCAGCCUGGCGGCUGCCGACUGCGUCGUCCUCAUCGCUUCCGUGCCUAACGAGAUCCUAUCAUACUACGUCAUCGGGAGCCAAUGGAUUUGGGGGCCCAUCGGAUGCGCCAUUUUCGUUUUCCUUCAAAAUCUAGGAAUCAAUGCUUCGUCGCUGAGUUUGACGGCGUUCACGGUCGAGCGCUACAUCGCCAUCUGUCACCCGAUGAAAGCGCAGAGCGUCUGCACGGUCAAAAGAGCUAAAAAGAUUGUCGGCGGCGUCUGGGCUUUCGCGUUUUGCUACUCGUCGCCUUGGCUCGGUCUCACAGUCACCGAACCCAUCCACUACAGAGGUUUCCAAACGGUCGAGCGCUGCGCCAUGAAAUUAUCCCGCCAGGAAUACUUGGGUUAUUUCUUUGCGGACAUUGUGGUGUUUUAUUUGGUGCCGUUGCUCAUUUCGUGCGUCCUCUACGGUCUCAUCGCUCGCGUUUUGUUCAACGGACACUUUAACAAAUACCCGGAGGUCUGCCGGCACGACAAUCAAUCGUCAGUCGACCCUACUAAAAGCUCCAGAGUUCAGGUGGUGAAAAUGCUGGUGGUCGUCGUCGUGAUCUUCGCGACGCUGUGGUUGCCCUACCGCGGCAUGUUGGUCUACAACAGCUUCGCCACAAUGUACUCGCGAGCCAGUUUUAUGGAUCUGUGGUUUCUGAUGUUCGCCAAAACUUGCGUCUACAUCAACAGUGCAAUCAAUCCCAUCUUGUACACGGCCAUGUCUAUCAAGUUUCGACGAGCCUUCCAGCGGAUUCUUCUUUGCGGACGCAGCUCGCUCAAUCAGCAGAGAUCACCUGGAACUCAAAUGCGUCAUUUAGGUCACUUAGCCUGAAAGACGAAAACCAGCAAACUCCAUUCGUUUAAUUAACUUUUUUUAAGGAAGGGAGGGGGGGGGGUGUUGAUAAGAAAUGUGUCUCCGAGGUUCCCGCUAUUUUGUCUAUAUGUUACAUGCCAUCGUUACGCACGUUAUGUUUUACGUAAGUCAUCACCUGAAAAGGACGUAAAAAGAAAAAAAAAAUGCAUUUUCUUAUGUAACUUAACACGCACAACAGCAGUUGCCAUGAGUGUGUGCGUGUGUGUCAAGAGUCACCACGAAGCUCUAUCAAGAAACUGUAUGUAAUGAAUCCUUGUCGGGAUCGUUGAAUGUUUUGUACUUCCACAUUUGUCGCCCCUCCCCAUUUAGUCUUUCUCAGACAUUCUCUUCCAAUUGUUUACAUAACUUCAACCACCCUUGCCCGGUGUACACUAUGUAUCGUUAUUUACGACCGACUAAACUAUAUUAUGUAAUACACAAU